CAUAGGAUUGAGGUUAGCUCCUGCUUCGUUUGACAGUUUUGUCCCCUAAACCUUGUUAUGUUUGCAAGAUUUCUACUAUAGCGGAAGAGACAGAGACUAUAGUUCACAUCAGACAGCAGCUGAUCUGACGUGUGUUGCGUUUCCAGGGCUGUGUCCGGCAGUGCGCAAAGUUUAGCCUUUCAGCUAAUGCGACCUUUUCCCGUUACAUUAGCGCUAAACUUAUAACUUGCGCAAUGGUGAAGAAAGGUAAAAGGGAAAGCGAAACUCCAACAAAAGAUACAUUUGAUCCGGUCGCAGUUGAAGGCAAAACUCCAGCAACAGUUGUUCUCCUGUUGAACUCUCCUGAAGAAGAAAUCCUUAUAAAAGCUUGUGAAACAAUUCAUGCAUUUGCAGACAGAGGAGAUGAAAACAAGGUGUCACUUCUGGGCCUUGGGGCCUUGGAGCCUUUAUGUCAGCUCAUCACUCAUGGUAACAAGCUGGUCAGACGCUGUGCUUUCAUGGCCCUGGGCGUCAUGUCCACCCACACUGAAGUGAAAAAUGCAUUGCAGAAAUGUAACAUAAUUCCAUCCAUUAUUGACAAGCUCUCUCCACAAGAGGAGACAGUUGUUCAUGAGUUUGGGACUCUGUGUCUGGCUUCAAUGUCAGUGGAUUUUGUCAGUAAAGCACUGAUCUUUGACAAUAAUGGUUUGCUGCCAGUGAUUCGACUUCUCUCCAGUCCUGAUCCAGAUGUAGUCAAAAAUUCACUGGAGAUAAUUUUCAAUCAAAUUCAGGAUUACCCAAGUCGCUCAGCCAUACAUGAACUUGGAGGCAUACCACACCUACUGGCCCAGCUGAAGUCAGAAUUUCCUGUAAUUCAACAACUGGCUUUAAAAAAUCUGCAGAAUAUCACAAUAGAUAAAGACACACGCAUUACCUUUAGAGAAGAGCAAGGAUUUGAAAAGCUCAUAGAUAUUCUUAAAAAUAAGGACCUACAUGACCUUCAUGCUGGCUCAUUACAUAUUGUUGCAAACUGUUUAAAUGAUAGUGAAUGUUUCCAGCUUAUUCACAAAGGUGGAGGUCUGGCCCAGCUGAUGGAGUUUAUCCUCAGUCCAACACUGCCAGAAAUCCAGGCCAAUGCUGUAAAAUGUAUUGCCAGAGUGGCUCAGAGCUCUGAGAAUCGCAACAUUCUUCAUGAGCAAAAUGUGGAGAAGGUUUUAGUGGAGCUCUUCUCUGUGAAUGAUGACAGAGUAAAAGCAGCAGUCAGCCAGGCUGUGUCUGCCAUGAGCACCAACCUCGCCAGUAAAGAGGUCCUCAGGGAGCUUGGGGCUAUACAUCCACUGGUACGGCUAUUGAGCAGUGAGGCUUCAUCUGUAAAACGGGACGCAUCAAGAGCACUUUCUGAUCUUACCCACAACAAUCUCCUUAAUGUGAUGGCUGUGUAUGAAGUCACAGGUCAUGAGCCACUGGUCCGGCUGCUCACUGAACAGUGUCUUGAGACUGUGGCCAGUUCUGCUGCAACUCUGAGCAACAUGGCGGGACAGGAGGAGAUCCGCUACAGUAUUUUGUCCCAAAAUGCUUUGCCAGCCCUUGUGCAGCCUCUGAAGUCCAAAGAUUCUCACGUUCUAAUCAGCUCAGCACUCUGUGUCGCAACUCUGGCUUGUGACACCGCAUCUAGGACAGAGUUUAAAAAUGCUGGAGGUCUUCCACCACUGGUCAAUUUACUGGACUCUAAAUACAAAGAUGUUCAGAAGAUGGCUUCCUUAGCUGUCAAGGCAUGUGCCUGUGAUGGGCCGUGUGCAGUGGAGAUGUGUGUAUUGGGAGGUCUGGAAAAACUUCAGAAGAUCAACCAAUCAGAACACCAAAAAACUGUUUUCAGUGAAAUGGCAAUGACGAGCCUGCUGAAUUUUAACCUGCCAGUUAAAUACAGCCUAACAGGCUUUUUGUCUCCCACUGACCAUGUCACAGAUCUUUUUUAUGAUUCUGGGAAGGCUGUGGCAGGUCAAAGAGUCCUAUCUCUGGAGGAGCACUACGGGCAACCUGUGAAUCAGCACAGGGCCAUUAUCGUGAUUAACAUGGCCAAGCAUGCAGCUGAAGAGACAGUUGUUUGUACAGAAGAAAAGCAGCACCAUUUAUCUGGAACAGACAUCAGCGUAAAGGGGGAGACACCAAGGAAGAAAAAGGAAGAGGACAAACCAAAGAAUAAGGAUCUCCCUCGUGCAGUCUCUCAGUCCCCUCUUCAGAGACACUGUAAGAUGUUGAAUGACCAAACACUGGAGACUUUGGUUCAGGAGGCCAAAGAAAGUGUCCUGCUUAUGGAUGAUGACAUGUUGCAAUACUCUGCUUUGGCCAGGAUGGUAAGCAAGGCCAUGGGCGGAGAGGUGGACACGAAAAAUAUGGCCACAUUCGAAUGGACCCUUCACAUCAGCGAGCUCAAAUUUGAGUUACAGUCUAAUGUAGUGCCUAUUGGCAUGAUAAAGAAAGGAACCUACUACCACAGGGCACUUCUCUUCAAGUGCCUGGCAGACAGCAUUGGACUGAGUUGUUCACUUGUCAGAGGAGAGUAUAACCGAGCCUGGAACGAAGUACAGGUGUUGGAUGGACAAGCGCAGCGUUAUGUUGUGGACCUCAUGCACAAGCCUGGCAGUCUCCUGAAAAUCAACACACCAGCUGCAGAAAAACAUCAAAACAUGUAGCACCCCUCAAGGAAUGAGCAUGAGCACGAGGUUUUUUAACAGGGUUUAUUCACUCUUCAACCCGUGAGAACUGGCAGCAAAGAAAAUAAUAAAUAAAACAUCAAAAUUAACUCUGCACCUUACAAUAUAAUACAAUAUAAUAAUAAAGCACACAAACCUCGUGGGCUGACAUCCACGAGGGGGCUAAUUGUUAAUCUUGCUUCAAAUCCCUUCGCUAUAUACUAAAUAAAACAAUAAACAAGUGUUUACAUUGUUAUUCCCAUAAAAAUGUAUCUGACUUAUUCUCAUUUUACCGGAGAUAUUCACAUGUCCGCGGCAAUGUGUUGACAGCAAGGUGCGCAGUUAAUUAGGUUCGGGCGGAACUUUCUAUUAUACUUUGUUCCACAUUGUGAUUGACCACUAGAUGGCGCAAAGUAAAAUAUAAAGACAAGCGCGAAAUUAUAUAUAUAAAUAUUUG
Molecule: messenger RNA, 3129 nt
Organism: Boleophthalmus pectinirostris (great blue-spotted mudskipper)
Lineage: Eukaryota; Metazoa; Chordata; Actinopteri; Gobiiformes; Gobiidae
Product: armadillo repeat-containing protein 3-like
Molecular function (GO): protein binding
Source: RefSeq, a predicted model, not a curated record